UUUCGCGCUUGUUUCCCUAUCUGAAGAUCACAACCCGUUGUCCGGGUUUUCACAACACAGUCAAAUAUAUCUAAAUCAGUAUUUUGUCGUUUCAAUUUGGGCAAGGGGCGUGGAAGCAAUAAUUAGUUGAAUCCUAAUGCAUUAUUGCGUCUUUGGUUCUGAAGAGAGGAGAGACAAAACCGGGAGGGGAGGGUGAGGAGGGGUAAAGGCGGAACAAACCGGUGUGCCCUGAUAGACGCUGUAGCGGCUCGCCCGCACUGCAGAUUAACUCUUAGCAGGCCGAGGAUGCACAGGACCGGAAGAAGGACAGGAGGUAUCCCUGUUGCUCUGGGCACGGUACAAACUUACAAACUCAUCUGCGAGGAACCACACUCGUUGAGAACUAAGAGAAAGAUCAUAUGUCCUCUCUUCAACCUGACACUGUGUGUGGACAAAAUCACAGAAUGUACACAGCACAACUGGAACACACUGAAAACCACUGACUGAACCUAACGUCCUUUCUCAAUGUUGGAAGAGACAGUCAGAGAGCGUUGUUUGUCCCACUCACUCUCAGUGAACAUACCCCAGACUGUCCUGUGUGAGUAAAGGUAGCUAGGAGGACGGGGCAAAAGGUGGGAGGUCCCACUCACAGUCAGUGAAAAUCCCAAGACACCCAAGAGACUAUCCAUCAAGACACAGCCAUUACUGACUUUACAUAGCCACAUAACCAGGUCUGGCCCGGAGACAGCCAGUCCUGUGUGUGUGGAAGUAGCCCAGUGUGUGUGGGUGGAGGUAGCUAGGAGGAGGGGGCGCCAGUUGUCUUCUCAGGCCGGAUGCAGAACAUCCUCGAGCAGAACUUAGACAUGGCCACGGCUCUGCUGGCGGGGGAGAAGCUGAAGGAGCUGAUUCUGCCUGGCUCUUCCCAGGAUGAGAAGGGAGGCAUGCUGGCCGGCCUCAUGGUCCAGCUCAAACUAGAGCUACCAUUUGACCGCGUCGUCACCAUCGGCACCGUCAUUAUCCCCAUCCUGCUUGUCACACUCGUCUUCACAAGGAAUUUCGCAGAGGAGUCAAUCUACUGCUACACGCCUCACAACUUCACCCGUGACCAGGCCCUGUACGCGCGAGGCUACUGUUGGACAGAGCUGCAUGACGCCGUGCCCGGGGUGGAGCCUGAACUUCGACCUUCGCUGUUCGAGCACAAGUUCCUGCCCUAUGCUCUUCUGGCCUUUGCUGGCAUCAUGUACAUCCCUGCUCUCGGCUGGGAGUUCAUGGCCUCCACAAGACUUACCUCCGAGCUCAACUUUCUGCUUCACGAGAUCGACAACUGCUACCACCGGGCAGCUGAGGGCCGGGCCCCUAAAAUCGAGAAGCAGAUCCAGUCUAAAGGACCGGGUAUCACUGAGAAAGAGAGACGUGAGAUCAUUGAGAAUGCGGAGAAGGAGAAGAGCCCCGAGCAGAACCUGUUUGAGAAGUACCUGGAGAGACGAGGCCAGAGCAACUUCCUGGCCAAGCUGUACCUGGGGCGCCACCUGGCCAUCAUCUGCCUCAGCUCUAUCCCCAUCUCCUACCUGAGCGCCUACUGGCACCGCCAGCGCCAGAACGAGUUCAGCUGUGCCCUGGGGGAGCCUCCAGACACCAGCAGCAUCCCAGAGCUGAGGCUCAGCGUCAACUGCAAACUGCCGGCCGUGCAGCUGCAGAGGAUCAUGGCCGCCGUGGACAUCGCCCUGCUGAGCACCAUGAACCUCGUCAUCCUGGUCAACCUGCUGCACCUGUUUGUGGUGCGCAAGUCCAACUUUGUGUUCGACAAACUGCACAAAGUGGGCAUCAAGACGCGGAGGCGCUGGCAGAAGUCCCAGUUCUGCGACAUCAACAUUCUGGCCAUGUUCUGUAACGAGAACCGUGACCACAUUAAGUCACUCAACCGCCUGGACUUCAUCACCAAUGAGAGCGACCUCAUGUAUGACAACGUGGUGAGGCAGCUGCUGGCCGCGCUGGCCCAGUCUAACCAAGAUGUCACGCCCACAGUGAGGGACUCAGGCAUCCAGACCCUAGAUCCCAAUAUGGACCCCUCUCUCCUGGGGGUAGGGGAGCUGGGAGGGGAGCCACUGGUCAUCAAACGACCACGCAAGAAGAUGAAGUGGAUCCCCAGCUCCAACCCUCUCCCGCAGCCCUUUAAGGAACCUCUGACAAUGACGCGUUUGGAGAACAGCAUUAAGCCUGAGAAGCCCAAACUGGUGAGGAGGAAAACAGUGGCAGAGAGCUACGUCGCUCCUUUAAGCAAGAGCACACAGUACUCUGCUAAAGAUAUGAGCACGCUGGAGAAAAAGCAUAGUCGCAACUUUUCCCUGGAUGUCCACCCGUACAUGCUGACCAUCCGUAAGCCCACCAAAGUAGAGACAGUCAGCACAGAGCCUCUACCCCCAGACCACACCCUGGACUCGGUGUUCAUCGAGGGCACACACACCAUUGUCCAUGUCUCCGCUUCUAUCACAGAAAAGAAAGAUCGCACUCCAGAAUCCACCAACACAGUCUUCUCUACAAUGACCGUCCCCACCAGCACCUAUAUGAACGGUGCCACUCCCAGCCCUAACCCACCAUUUCUCGCUGACCGCCACCUUAUAGAACCCCUGAUCGAGCAAGAGGAGCCUGAAGAUGCCCAGCCUGCAGUCUUCACUCGGAUCCCUUCCCACCAGCUGCUCAGUAUGCAUCAGCUACUCAGUAUGGAGGAAGAGGAGGCUAGAGGCCAGGGGGCCAGACUGUCUGAGAGACCCGGGGGGGAACUGAUCUCUGCUGGGGAGUGUUGAGGAGGAGACACACACAUCCCAUCCCACCUAUAGCCAAAAACCACAUUGUCCCCCUAACCCCUAGUUAUGCUGUGCUCAUACCUCACUACUCCUCUGGUGAAGGCACUGAGUGCGAGUGCUGAUGGUGCUGAACCAGAAUUUUUAGCUGGAGUGUUGAAGAUUUAACAAGAUGGAGCAUAAGAGAGGAUAGUGGUUCAAUGUGUUCUGAUCUACCCAUAGUCAUCUGACUGCUGUUACUCUCUCCACACAUGAAGACUUCGGUGAAAUGCACACAGGAGCAUUACCUUUGUAGAUCCUGCACAGUUGAAUGGAGCAUUUGUUGGUCAUGUUCUUGACUUGGAGAGGAAGCAGCUCUUAAUGAAAAAUAUAAGAAAGAGAAUAGGGAAGACAUACGGUUUGAAGCUUUUUAAACACAUUUUUGAAAAGCACACAAUCUAUAGUCCAUUCGGAGAGUAAUCAGGGCCCUUUACUUUUUCCACAUUUUGUUACGUUACAGCCUUAUUCUAAAAUGGAUUAAAUCGUUUUUUCCCCAUCAAUCAACACACAAUACCACAUAAUGACUAAGCAAAAACAGUUUGAAAAAAUUUUUUUGCAAAUGUAUAAAAAAUAAAUAAUGAAAAUCACAUUUACGUACACUACCGCUCAAAAGUUUGUGGUCACUUAGAAAUGUAAUUGUUUUUGAAAGAAAAGCUAUUUUUUUUGUCCAUUAAAAUAAGAUCACAUUGAUCAGAAAUACAGUGUAGACAUUGUUAAUGUUGUAAAUCACACCUGACGAUUGACUAUUGUAGCUAUUGUAGCUAAUGACUAUUGUAGCUGGAAACGGCUGAUUUUUAAUGGAAUAUCUACAGUUGAAGUCGGAAGUUUACAUACACCUUAGCCAAAUAAAUUUAAA
Oncorhynchus mykiss (rainbow trout) is the source of this 3675-nucleotide messenger RNA. It is a transcript of the gene panx2, whose product is annotated as pannexin 2. The record is from RefSeq and is a predicted model, not a curated record. Lineage: Eukaryota; Metazoa; Chordata; Actinopteri; Salmoniformes; Salmonidae. Gene Ontology annotation, cellular component: plasma membrane. Gene Ontology annotation, molecular function: wide pore channel activity. Gene Ontology annotation, biological process: positive regulation of interleukin-1 production; cell-cell signaling; monoatomic cation transport.